AUGAGAUCAACAUUCGCGUCUCUCCUUCUGGCCCUCGCGGCAAGGAACGUGGCCGCACACGCCACGUUCCAGCAGCUGUGGGUGAAUGGUGUCGACUUCGGGGCGCAGUGCGCGCGCCUGCCGCUCAGCAACUCGCCCGUCACAGACGUUUCCUCGACGCAGAUGCGCUGCAACUCCAACUCGGGCGCCGUCAGCCGCAAGUGCCCCGUGCCGGCGGGCGGCACCGUCACGGUCGAGAUGCACCAGCAGAACGGCGAUAGGUCCUGCUCCAACGAGGCCAUCGGCGGCGCCCACUACGGCCCCGUCGCCGUCUACCUCAGCAAGGUGGCCGACGCGUCCAAGGCCGACGGCUCGGCCGGAUGGUUCAAGAUUUUUGAGGACGGCUGGAGCAAGAAGUCGAGCAGCUCGUCGGGCGACGACGACUACUGGGGGACCAAGGACCUGAACACCUGCUGCGGCAAGAUGAACGUCCCGAUCCCGUCCUCCAUCGCGCCGGGCGACUACCUCCUCCGGGCCGAGGCGCUCGCGCUGCACGCGGCGCAGAGCCCCGGCGGCGGCCAGUUCUACAUGACGUGCUUCCAGAUCACCAUCACCGGCACGGGAGGCUCGGCCAGCCCGCCGACGGUGCAGAUCCCGGGCUUCAUCGGCGCCUCCCACCCGGGCGUCGCCGUCAACAUCCACACCUCCAUGUCGUCCUACUCCUCCCCGGGCCCGGCCGUCUGGUCCGGAGGCUCGACCAAGAAGGCCGGCAGCGCCUGCACCGGCUGCGAGAGCACCUGCAAGGCAGGCUCCGGCCCCUCGGGUACAGCCCCCGGUACCCCAGCCCCGACGGGCGGGAACGGAGGAGGCGGUGGGGGUAGUGGCGGCGACGGCGGUACAGGCUGCACGGUUGCCAAGUACGGGCAGUGUGGUGGCCAAGGGUACACGGGGUGCACCAACUGCCAGUCUGGGUCGAGUUGCAUAGGCGUCUCUGCCCCGUACUACUACCAAUGCGCCUGA
Messenger RNA from Gaeumannomyces tritici R3-111a-1, 999 nucleotides. RefSeq lists its product as hypothetical. The transcript has 2 exons. The record is from RefSeq and is a predicted model, not a curated record. Gene Ontology annotation, molecular function: cellulose binding. Bases 1 to 999 code for a protein of 332 amino acids. Lineage: Eukaryota; Fungi; Ascomycota; Sordariomycetes; Magnaporthales; Magnaporthaceae. Gene Ontology annotation, cellular component: extracellular region. Gene Ontology annotation, biological process: carbohydrate metabolic process.